ACACACCUUCCUUGGGCAGAUUCUCUCUUUCAGAAAAGGCCUCUGUGGGCAACUUGCAGAUUGUACCUAGACCCACUCAGCAGCCCAGCCUUCGAAGACUCAAGGGGUACUGGAGCUCCCGAGAGACCAGAGUGACUGAAGGAUGGUACUGGUGGCCUUGCUUGGACUCAGCUGGUUCUGUUCACCUCUGGGAGCUCUGGUUCUGGAUUUUAACAACAUCAAGAGCUCCUUGGAUGUGCAAGGCACUGGGAAGGGCUCACAGUGUGCCUCAGACAGAGAUUGCAACAUAGGAAAAUUCUGCUUCGCGCUUCAUGAUGAACGGUCGGUCUGUGCCACGUGCCGCAGAGUUCGCAGGAGGUGCCAGAGGAGCGCUAUGUGCUGCCCAGGGACAGUCUGUGUGAAUGAUGUUUGCACUGCAGUGGAAGACACAAGGCCAGGGGUGGACAGAAACACGGAUGGCCAAGAAGGAACCACCAAAUGGCCAGCAGAGGAAAACAGACCCCAGGGGAAGCCCAGUACGAAGAAAUCACAAAGCAAUCAGGGACAGGAGGGAGAAAGCUGUCUUAGAACCUCCGACUGUGGCCCUGGACUUUGCUGUGCUCGACAUUUUUGGACAAAAAUUUGCAAGCCAGUUCUACGAGAGGGACAAGUCUGCUCCAGGAGGGGGCACAAAGACACUGCCCAAGCCCCAGAAAUCUUCCAGCGCUGUGAUUGUGGGCCUGGAUUGUCCUGUCGAAGUCAGGUGACCAGUAACCGACAACAUUCAAGGCUAAGAGUAUGCCAAAGAAUAUAAGUUGUAAAAACACAGGACUCGUUGUUGUGUUCACACAGAAUCCCUGGCACUAAUUUUAUUAUAUUUUUUAUUUUGUUUUCUGGGACAGGAGUCUCACUGUGUAGCCCUGGCUGGCCUUGCACUCAUAGAGAUUCACCUGUCUCUACCUCCUGGAUGCUUUUUUUGGGAGGGGAAGGGUUCUGAGACAGGGUCUCAAAGUAAGUUAUGUAGCCCAGACUGGCCUCAAACUCAUGAUCCUCUUACCUCAAGUGAGUCUUGGGAUUACAGGCGAGCAUGUUAUACCCAGCACAUAAAUGAAGCCGACUCUUCUAGCAACUGAAACGGACAGCUACCAGGUACUGAGAUGCUAUCCUGUGAUGAGUUACUUUUGGCUUUAUGUCUAUACAAUACUGACAUGACUCUUCAAUAAAACAAUCCGGACACAGUGACUUAAUCUUUUCAACUAAGUCUUUAAAAAACUGAAA
Grammomys surdaster is the source of this 1257-nucleotide messenger RNA. It is a transcript of the gene Dkk4, whose product is annotated as dickkopf WNT signaling pathway inhibitor 4. Gene Ontology annotation, cellular component: extracellular region. The record is from RefSeq and is a predicted model, not a curated record. Bases 143 to 793 code for a protein of 216 amino acids. Gene Ontology annotation, biological process: multicellular organism development; negative regulation of canonical Wnt signaling pathway. Gene Ontology annotation, molecular function: receptor antagonist activity; co-receptor binding. Lineage: Eukaryota; Metazoa; Chordata; Mammalia; Rodentia; Muridae. The transcript has 4 exons.